AUGGUCGGUCCCCAGAAGCCCGGUAUAGGAGACCAGUAUCAUUUCAUCACCAUACAUGAUCCGCAUGACCGCACAGCGAGUCGUCUAGCUCGAUCGUAUGCUGUAGCCCGAGGUCUCGAGAAUAAGCGAAAGGCGCAGUCAAAACUGGGUGACAAUUUUCGCAUAGUAUCACCCAAAAACGAUAGUGAACGACCUAUAAAAAGACGGGAAUCGGAACAAACUCUUGUGAAUCAACCAGGCAUUCCCUGCUCAGCCCCACCUAGCUUUUUCCAUUGGCUAGCUGCGGAGUCACCGAAGCUAAAUGAAUUGCUAAAUCGAGACGAUGUAGAAAUAACCACACCAGCUGGAAACGCAGUAUUGAGUGUUCUGGAUGAGCUUGUGCUCCAGAAUUUCCGUCCAAUUCUUCGAACAGGGCCAGAUGAUGAUGUUCUCCUGAAUGCCAUCAUGCUCACAUUUUCCUUCUCAAUUGCCGCUGGUCACUUGAACAGGCAGUGUCUUGAGUAUCAAAGUGCAGCUUUGAGUUCCGUUCGCAAAAGGAUUAAUUCUCCGAACAAGUCUACCAUGGAGUCGACGAUGGGUGCUAUUCUACUUCUCGCUGGUGUAGAGGCUCAAAAAGGAGUGCCACGUCAGGUACGGCUUCACAUGGGGGCAAUCUAUCAACUUCUCGAAAUAUGCCAAAGAAAAGGCGUUUAUCUGAGCGACGGCAUCAAGCGUGCAAUAUUCUGGUCGUCCAGGUCGGACUUGAACUCUGCAGUUAUAGCAGGUUCGAGCCGGGUUUUCGAUCACACAACCUUCUCGGAGCUUCAGUGGAGAAGAGACCCUCUUUCCCCCAAAUUCUUCACAUUACCACCUGGCUUCCAACCCCUAUCUCAUUUACUAGACGAAAGCUUUUCCGAGAUACUCAAGGAUAUCCAUGCCUUGCAAUGCAUUCGGGAUUCUGCCCUAUUUGGCGCAGUGGAUGUAAUAUCGAUGGCCCAUAUCGAUAACCAUCAGGCUUCUAUCCAGUCAAGGCUAAUAGAUUUGCCCGAUGGCUCACCGAUCUCGGAUUGUUGCCAUAUCGCGGCAUAUCUCUGCUCAACGAUGCUGCGCUGCAAGGUUUGGCGCACUUCGACUAUUCCUUCACACCUUUCCUUACAAUUACUCAGCAAGCUUCAGAAAGCAAAAGAGGAUCCAACAUGGAAUAAUCUACGUGAGCUUCUUAUCUGGCUUCUGCACAUCGGCGGGGCUUUUGCCCCCACGGGAUCAAUACGAACUGCUUACAAGAAACUGUUACAUCUGAGCCUCAGCACCAGACUCGCAGGCCUGUAUACCUCUUGGGCAGAGCUGUGUGCUAUUCUUCGGCAGUUCAUCUGGUCAGAUAAAGCAUUCAUGUCGCAGAUUAGGGCAUUUUGGGAGGAAUGUAUUGUCGAAUAUAGGUUGGAGCAGACAAGUCGCACGCCAGAAGGUUAA
This is a messenger RNA of Penicillium subrubescens, 1449 nucleotides long. RefSeq names its product N-ethylmaleimide reductase. NCBI's taxonomy places the organism in Eukaryota, Fungi, Ascomycota, Eurotiomycetes, Eurotiales, Aspergillaceae. The record is from RefSeq and is a predicted model, not a curated record. The transcript is spliced from 6 exons. The coding region runs from base 1 to 1449 and encodes 482 amino acids.